CCCCUGCUCACCUGGCUGAGAGCAUCCACAAGAAGAAGCACACGCGCCCAACCUUCACAGGGCACCAGAUCUUUGCUCUGGAGAAGACUUUUGAGCGGACCAAGUACCUGGCGGGUCCGGAGAGAGCACGGCUGGCCUAUUCCCUUGGCAUGACUGAGUCUCAGGUGAAGGUCUGGUUCCAGAACCGACGGACCAAAUGGAGGAAGAAGAGUGCCCUGGAGCCCUCCUCGUCCUCGCAGCAGGCAGGGGGCUCUGGCGGAGAACGGGCGGCCUCUGAGACUGAGGACGACGAGUACAACAAGCCCCUGGAUCCCGACUCAGAUGACGAGAAGAUCCGGCUGCUGCUGAGGAAGCACCGUGCGGCCUUCUCGGUGCUGGGCUUGGGCACGCACAGCGGCUGA
Molecule: messenger RNA, 401 nt
Organism: Cariama cristata (Red-legged seriema)
Lineage: Eukaryota; Metazoa; Chordata; Aves; Cariamiformes; Cariamidae
Gene: NKX6-3
Product: NK6 homeobox 3
Exons: 2
Biological process (GO): regulation of transcription by RNA polymerase II; cell differentiation
Cellular component (GO): nucleus
Molecular function (GO): RNA polymerase II cis-regulatory region sequence-specific DNA binding; DNA-binding transcription factor activity, RNA polymerase II-specific
Source: RefSeq, a predicted model, not a curated record